UAGUUGGGACGUGGACAUCUCCAGCUCGCGUUGCUCCUGCUCACUGUCAAACAGAAGGCAGAGGGGGAAAGGAGCAAGCCUCCUCUGAGACGAUUUCGUGAUGCGCAACGCGUGCGUAAAACCAGACCGAGCCGACCUACACAGCAGCCAACAAGGCACUUCACGACUGCCUGUUUUUAACUCUGAACAAACAUGCGUGCUGAACGACGUGCUUCCCUCUAUACUUAUGUGAUAUAAUACCUUUUAGAAGACGUUGAAGAUGGAGAAUAUAUCUAUCGCGAACACCCGCAGCGGAGCUCCGGUUGUGUGUAACGAAUCCAUGGACUACUAUUAUCUGAGCACGACUAACCGGACAGAUCUGAACUGCACGCCGCAAUCAGAGUUAUACUUUUAUGCCGACCUCUACGUGGUCCUGCCGGUGAUAUAUUCGGUGAUAUGUGCCGUGGGGUUAACGGGGAACACGGCGGUUAUCUACGUUAUCCUAAAAGCGCCCAAAAUGAAAACCGUGACCAAUAUGUUUAUCCUAAACUUGGCGAUAGCCGACGACCUGUUUACUCUGGUACUACCCAUCAACAUCGCCGAGCACCUGCUCCACUACUGGCCCUUUGGAGAGGUGCUGUGUAAGGUCAUCCUGAGCAUAGACCACUAUAACAUCUUCUCCAGUAUCUACUUCCUGACGGUCAUGAGUGUGGACCGUUAUCUGGUCGUACUGGCGACGGUGCGUUCCAAGCGCAUGCCCUACCGUACCUACCGCGCAGCGAAGAUAGUGAGCCUGUGCGUCUGGGUCCUCGUGAUUCUAAUCGUAAUGCCGUUCACGUUAUUCGCUGGGGUCUACAUCAGUCCGGACGACUCGGACAGGAAAAGCUGCGUCCUCAGCUUCCCGAGCCCGGAGAGUUUGUGGUUCAAGGCGAGCAGGAUAUACACCCUGAUCCUCGGCUUCGCCAUCCCGGUGUCGACCAUCUGUAUUCUCUACACCAUGAUGCUGUACAAACUACGGAACAUGCGCCUCAACUCCAACGCCAAGGCGCUGGACAAGGCUAAAAAGAAAGUAACUAUUAUGGUGUUUAUAGUCUUAGCCGUGUGUCUGUUCUGUUGGACCCCGUUUCACCUCAGCACCAUAGUGGCUCUCACCACCGACCUGAGGACCACUCCGCUGCUCAUCGGGUUGUCCUACUUUAUCACCAGCCUCAGCUACGCAAACUCUUGUCUUAACCCUUUCCUUUACGCCUUCCUGGAUGACAGCUUCAGGAAGGCUUUCAAGAAGAUGCUAGAAUGUAGACCGGCAGGAAUGUAGUAGCCUACAGUGAUUUAGCGGCUAGUGGAUACAUGUUUUAAGAUAAUAUGUUAAUAUUGAUAUCAAUCCAAACAAACUAUGAUUAUAUUAUUUAUGUAUGCUUGAAUCAGUGUUAGGGGCUGUUCAUUUUGCCAUAGUAUGACUUAAAUAUUUAACAUGGUGUAAAUGAUAUGGGAAAACGAAUUUCUAUUCCGGGCAAGCCUGCCCUACUCAUGAAUUGGGGUGGAGGUUAUUAUGAAGGUUCUUCUCCUUAUGCCAUUUAUUUUUCAUGGACUUUUGUCUCCCUCUUCUGUCCCGAGAGGGCAGGUUGCCUACACUGUAGUGACGCUAAAGGGCCUUCAAAAUCAGCGCCGUAACAUAUGGGAAGUCCUCUACAAUGACCACACUGACUCAAGACAAUGAUGUAGCUUGUACACUUUGCUGUGAAUAGUUCUUCUUCAAAGGCCUAUGUCAUUGUCAACAAUAGUCAGUGGUGUCACAUAAAUGCAUAGUCAUAAUGUAUCCAGGCUAAUCUACAUGAACUAAAUAUGAUAACUCAUUCUACAUUUCCUCAAGUCUAUGUUAUGGAGAAUAAUAAUUACAACAUAUUACCGUGUUCAAGUAUUCAUUUGUGUUGCCAUGACACCCUUUGAAAAUAACUUUUAGCUUUUCUGAUGUCAAGAGAGUCCACCUGGUACCUAAUCACAGCUACUGUAGCACUUCUAUACUGUAUCGUCCAAACAGAAAUACAUUGAUUUAAAAAAAAAAUAUAUAUAUAUAUAUAUAUCUGCUGACAAAUAAAAUAUAAGCAAAUAAACUGUGUGUUUUAUUUUGUAGGAUGGCAAUAUAGGCUCUCUUUCAUAAUGGACCUUACAGAGCAUAUGAGCCUACAUCAUUCUGCUGCUGUGUGCGUCCAGCUAAAUGCAUCAAUACCAAAUAAACCGAAUGUGAUAUAUAGGCGACGUCGAA
Molecule: messenger RNA, 2242 nt
Organism: Oncorhynchus tshawytscha (Chinook salmon)
Lineage: Eukaryota; Metazoa; Chordata; Actinopteri; Salmoniformes; Salmonidae
Product: neuropeptides B/W receptor type 2-like
Exons: 2
Coding region: 260-1294 (344 amino acids)
Biological process (GO): neuropeptide signaling pathway
Cellular component (GO): neuron projection; membrane
Molecular function (GO): neuropeptide binding; neuropeptide receptor activity
Source: RefSeq, a predicted model, not a curated record